Molecule: messenger RNA, 923 nt
Organism: Chironomus riparius
Lineage: Eukaryota; Metazoa; Arthropoda; Insecta; Diptera; Chironomidae
Source: the annotation of a GenBank genome assembly
CGUAAUUAGUAACAAGCCAGACGUUUAAAGUGUUAGCUGGUGAAUAUUUAAGUGAAAAUCUUUGAGCAAGUGAAGAAUGGAAUCAUCUAAAAAAAAUGACUAUAAUGUGGAUGUCAAGAAUAUGAAGCAUUUGGAAACCGUUUCUGAAGAGUGGUGGGAUCCUUCCGGAACUCAGAUUUUAUUACAUUCUAUGAAUCCAAUAAGAGUGGAUUUUAUUUGUAAUGGAUUAAUCAGCACUGGAAUGAUAAAAGCUGAAGAUAGAAAUAACCCGGACGUUUUGAAAGGACUUAAUAUACUUGAUGUUGGAUGUGGAGCUGGAGUUCUAUCCGAAGCAUUAGCAAAGCUGAAUGCUAAUGUAACAGGAUUGGAACCGUCAGAAGAACUUAUCCGAGUAGCUAGAGAUCAUAUUAAAGGUCAAUCAUUAAAUGUAGAUUACAUUGCAGAAUACAUUGAAGAACAUUCAAUUAAUAAUCCUGACAAAUAUGAUGCGAUUGUUGCCAGUGAAGUUGUUGAGCAUGUUCCAGAUCAGCGAGCAUUUCUUCUUGAAUUGACAAAAUGCUUGAAACCAAAUGGAAGUAUUUUCAUCACAACACCUAAUCGAACUAUAGUUUCAUGGCUACUUGUUAAGAUAAUUUCGGAAUAUGUUCUUAAUAUCAUCCAAAGAGGAUCUCACGACUGGAAUCAUUUCAUUAGACCAUCGGAAGUUGAGAAAAUAUUGGAAGAAAAGAAUUGUAAAACAGUCUCAGUUCGUGGAAUUUGGUAUACUGUAUUUCUAAAUGUCUUCAAUUAUCUGAAAUAUACAGGAAUACAUUAUUUCCUACAAGCUGUUAAGCAAGAUAAUAAGAAACAGAAGUAGCCCGAAAUUUUUGAAGGGAGUUUGGAUAAAUUUUUGGUUUAGGUUAGGUUUUUUUCCUCAAAAUCCU